CGCGUCUUCAGGCCCUCCACGAGCCGGUCCUCCACGAUGGCGGCCCCGCGGUCGAAGAAGCCCUCCACCAUGGAGAAGAAGUUCGGAUCAUCGCUGCUGUCCGCGGCCUGGCUGUAGGCGCGCGUGCCGCAGAGAGAGGCCCACGGGCCGGAGAGAGAAGCCCGGGGGAGCAGAGAGCCGAAGCACCGUCUCUCUGCGGUCGGUAUGUCUGACCGUCAGAAGAUCCACGUGUUCCUGGGGGCUCCUCCGACGACCCGCGGCCCAGCAUCAGGGCCUCCAGCUGGGGGAGAGGAGGAGCGGAGACCCCCUGCUGACUGGAGACCCCCUGCUGAAUGGAGACCCCCUGCUGACUGGAGACCCCCUGCUGACUGGAGGCCCCCUGCUGACUGGAGGCCCCCUGCUGACUGGAGACCCCCUGCUGACUGGAGACACCUGGAGCUCCGCUGGCAGGACGGACACCUGAAGGCAGCACCAGACGUGACAGGAAGUCGUCUGCCUGAGGAAGCGAUCGUCCCGGAGAGCGAAGAACCUUUUACUUUACGGAGCGAUGAGACGGAUCAGGAACACAGGAAGCCUGAAUCUGAUUGGACGACAGAGGAAGACCCCCGACAGGAAGUCCAGUGUUCGGCUUCGGUUCUGGAGUAUCUGGACAGCUGUUUCUCUGCACACCGCUCCCCCCGGACUCCUCUCUCCACACACACUCACUUCCUGUCCACCUGGACGCUCAGUCAGGCCUUAAUCCUGAAAGGCAGGCACGCCGUCCAAUCAGCAUUCAGCCCUGAGAGAACUCUGCCUCCUCAAGCCCCGUCUGAAAAUGUGUCACUUCAAGCUCCGCCUCUUCAAACCCUAGCCCCUCAAAUACUGCCUCCUCAAACUCCGCCUCGUCAAACCCCGUCUACUCAAACUUUGUCACCUCAAGCUCCGCCUCUUCAGACCCUAUCCCGUGAAAUACGCCAUUCCCAAGCCCCGCCUCCUCAACGUUUUCCUCCUCAAACCCCGCCCCUUCAAACCCCACCUCCGCAAACCCCGCCUCCUCAACUUCUGCCCCCUCAAAUACCCCAUUCACAAACUCCGCCUCCUCUAUCUCAAGCCCCGCCUCUUCAAACCCCGCCUCCUCAAGCCACGCCUCCCUCGAUGUCCUCCAGCACCCCGGAGCUCUUCAGCCCUUUGAGUUUGUCUCCUUUAGCGUCUUCCCUGGAGCUCUUUAGCGCCCCCUGCUGGACGGAGGGUGGUGUAGUGGUUGAGGUAACCCCCGACGGCGUGCUGAUGUCCCAGAAUGCCGAGCGGCGAGACUCCCCCUCCAAAUCCCCGGACAAAAAGAGAGCUCGGAUCUCAGAAACCCCCAAAUCCCGAGGCGGUCCCACCCUCCUGAACGAGUGUGCCCUUCAGGGGGGUCGCUACUCGGUACUGGUGGCCGUGGUGCACCCCUCCCACCUGAAGGAGAUCAAGGUGGGUGGAGCCGUGAGGUCGGGGUCCUGCGUUCCUCUGGCCUCCAUCGUGGUGACGGACCAAUCAGGAGUGGAGAUGAAGGUGGUGCUGUGGAGGCGGGCGGCUUUCUGGGCGCUGACCGUCACCCCGGGAGAAAUCCUGCUCAUCACAGCUCUGCAGGUGAACGAGGACAAGUGGAGAGGAGAGACGGUGCUGCAGUCCACCUUCAGCAGCAAACUGCUCAACAUGGGAAACAUCGCUGACUCCGCCUCCCCGACAGUUCCUCAGCAGGUGAGUUCUGGCUCGCUCCUCUCUCUCUGCAGCUACCUGCGGGAGCGACGCCCCCUUCUGGUGUCUCAGAGGCUCCACCCCCCUCAGGACCCGAGGCUCCGCCCCCCUCAGGACCCGAGACUCCUACCCUACGCCAACCCUGAGGGUCACCUGAGGGUCAACACGCUGGUGCACGCCCUGCUGCGCGUCACACACACACACACACACACACACACACACACACACACACACACAUGUGCACGUGUGGAUCCUUCAGUGUGCACGUGUGGAUCCUUCAGUGUGCACGUGUGGAUCCUUCAGUGUGUGGUCAUGUGUGUGGAUCCUUCAGUGUGCACGUGUGGAUCCUUCAGUGUGCACGUGUGGAUCCUUCUGUGUGCACGUGUGGAUCCUUCAGUGUGCACGUGUGGAUCCUUCAGUGUGCACGUGUGGAUCCUUCAGUGUGCACGUGUGGAUCCUUCAGUGUGCACGUGUGGAUCCUUCAGUGUGCACGUGUGGAUCCUUCAGUGUGCACGUGUGGAUCCUUCAGUGUGCACGUGUGGAUCCUUCAGUGUGCACGUGUGGAUCCUUCAGUGUGCACCGUGGCGCAGCGAGGCUCAGUCCUGCCUCCGGUCAGCUCUGCAGCAGCAGGGGGUGCUGAGGGUGCAGCAGCAUGACGCCCAGCAGGGGGCGCUGCUGCUGCUGUGGGGAACAGCUGUGGACUGGCUGCCGCGCUUCAGAGACAAAGCGGCGGUCUGGGACUUCCAGGCCCUCCUGGUGAGGGACAGUUUGACCUCUGACCUCCUGGAGCUGCACUCGACCCCCUGGAGCUCCGUCCGGCCUCUCGACCAAUCAGAUCCCCGUCUGAAGGCUUUCCUGCAGAAACCAGAGCUCCCAGCAGGGGGUCUGGAGCUGGACCUGGACACCCUGCUGUCCCAGAAGUACAGCGGUGAGGUGGAGCUCAGAGUGCAGAUCGUCAGCUUCCACUUCCUGGUCUCCUCCCCCUCCCAGAAUGCACCUGGGCGCGUGGACAGCUGCUCGUCGCUGCAGGACGUGGUCGCGGCGCUGAGUGAUGACGUCACGUUCACCGGAUGCUAUCGCUGCGCCGCGGAGCUUCAGAGCGAUGCUAACGGCAUCUACAGACCCUGCUACUCCUGCCUGCCAAUCACAGCUGUCCGACGCUACUACAGGCCAGGUGUUCUCACAGUGAGGGGGCGGGGCUCCUCUCAGGUGUGUGUUCAGGUUCCACCUGUUCCUCUGCAGAAGAUCCUGGAGGCUCCGCCUGACAAACUGCACAGGAACUCAGCUCCGGGGUCGGAGGUGAAGUUUGUUGCUCUGGCGGCUCAGAAGCUCCAGAGCCUCGUCAUCCUCCCGAGGAAAACAUUCAUCCUCAGUGUGCGCAGCCACUUCCUGUGCGACGAGAACAGCGUCCCCCUCCACCAGGACCUCACUCUGCUGGACCUGCAGUUCCCAGGCUCACCAUGAGAGGCACCACGUCCUGUUCCUGUGGUGGUCCCUGAAGGCAGCAUCUCUCUGGUCCAAUGGGAUUUCUCCGGGUGAUUUUGGAUUAUCACCUUGUUGGACAUUUUGAUAUUUUUGCAUUUUUUAUGUCAUAACUUUGUUGAAUAAAAAGUAAAAAUAAAGUUUCCUUAGUGUCUAU
Trematomus bernacchii (emerald rockcod) is the source of this 3355-nucleotide messenger RNA. RefSeq names its product shieldin complex subunit 2 (gene shld2). The record is from RefSeq and is a predicted model, not a curated record. Gene Ontology annotation, biological process: regulation of double-strand break repair via homologous recombination. Gene Ontology annotation, cellular component: nucleus; site of double-strand break. Lineage: Eukaryota; Metazoa; Chordata; Actinopteri; Perciformes; Nototheniidae.